CAGUGACGUUCAUCGUCUCAUUUGUCAAAAAUUCGUUUCGCUGUUGUCGUCGUCGUCGUCGAUUGCUGCGUCGCGUAGCGAGUGGAAAAUGUUCAAUUUCCAAAAUUAUUGCAAACAUGAAAAAUAAAUGCAGUGAAAUUUAGGAUAAUCAUUACUUUAGUGCAUUUGUAAAAAGUGAUAUGCGAUUGCUUGAAAAGUGAUAAAAGUAAUGCUCAAGAAACAAGAAGUUAAAAACGAUUGUGUGGCAGAAGCAGCAGCAGUGCCAGCGACAUCGCCCUGUUUUCUCAUCCAUCUCCUCCGCCAUUGUCUACCUUCUCAGCCAGUUUCUGCUACCCAAAAGUCUUCCCACUUCGUAGUUUUUCUACUUUAUAAUUUUUCGUGUUUUCCAAUUGUAUAUUUGUGCAAAGUGAAUUCGUAAUUUUUCUUUUAUUUCCAUACUAUAUGCAUAUUAAAAUUUAUGUUUUACUUUUGCGUGCUUUCUAUUUUUUUAGUUUGCAUUUUGAUGUGAGAAUAAAUAAUCGCCUAGAACUUGUAGUAUAAAAAUCGCGAGAUUCGCACCAAAUGACUAACUUGCAAGUUACAACUAAAGUCUGAAAUUUUGGAAGAAACGCAUAUUCCUUUGUGGAACUCAGACAUACAAUUUCAAUCGUGUCUUCUUUAUUCUGCUAGUUUUGGUUCUUAAGGCACCUUCGCCUUUGGUAGGAGGUGUCUGGCAAAAUUUAAACCCUGCAAGUUAUUCUUUCUAUCUUUGGAUUUUACACGAAUAUCGCAUAUGUAGGUAAAGUGUGAUGUACUAGUUCCGGGAUACGUCAAAAGGCACUAUUAAGGCGCCACGUUUUGGGAAAAAUAUCAUGCGGAAAGCUUUGAAACUGAAUAGUUGGCGAGUAUAUUCGGAAGUGUCGUGUCACUACAUUUAAACCCACUAGCCACUAAGUCGGCCAGUAGACCAGGACGUCAGGUGCUCAUUGCAUUUGCCAGCAAUCCUCUAAAUUCCGAAAAUUCCCUGGCCUAUAAAGACACAUGCAACCGAAAAUAAAAUCAGAACGCAUAGUGGGAACUAGUUUUGUUUUACGUAUUGCGAAUUUUCGCACCGGUGACGAGUGACAAGCAGGUGGUGGCUAUUCCGAUAAUAGCCGCGGUCCAAAAACUUUUAGUUUUCCCUUGGCGAUGACAGAGCGCUGUCGCGGCGCGUUGUAGUCUCUUUCGUUAAUUUUAAAGCGUUGGGUUUGAAAGUACAAUAUUUUCGUAAGCGGCAAUAAAUUUAAUGUUUUCUCGUUUUGUUUUUGAAUCCCAAUACCCAUCACCCCCUGCUGCGCUGAAUAAUUGCAUAUAGUGAAAUCUUGUGUGUAAAGUUUGGAAAAAAUAGCCAAAAAAUUAAUGUUUAUUAAGAAAAGGGCUAUAAAAUUUAGAGAAAAUUCAACAAAAAAUCUGUUGUGUACAAAAAAAUCCGAAUAAUAAAAUCCUGGAAAGGAAGUAGGUAGUGUAAAAACUUACUCAAAACUGUCAUCAAGUGUUCACACAGUUCCUUAGCUUUGGAGCAUCUAAAUCAGUUUCUAGAUUUUCCUGCAAGGCAACAAUAUGGCGCACGCCCAUCAUAAUGCCGCCAAUCUUCUUAGCUCUGAUAUUUCACGUCGAAAUCCACAAGACGAAUACGAGCUCAUACAAAAGAUCGGCUCGGGCACCUAUGGCGAUGUCUAUAAGGCGAAGCGCAUACAGAGCAAUGAAUUGGCCGCCAUCAAAGUCAUCAAACUCGAGCCCACCGAUGACAUACAGAUCAUCCAGCAGGAGAUUAUUAUGAUGCGCGAUUGUCGGCAUAAAAACAUCAUCACAUACUAUGGUUCGUAUCUGCGACGCGACAAAUUGUGGAUAUGUAUGGAGUAUUGUGGUGGUGGCAGUCUGCAGGACAUCUACCAGGUGACGGGGCCGCUGGCCGAACAACAGAUCGCCUACAUGUGCCGUGAAACUUUGAAAGGACUCGAGUACCUGCAUACGAUGGGCAAGAUGCAUCGUGAUAUCAAGGGCGCCAACAUCCUGCUGACCGAACAGGGCGACGUCAAGCUGGCGGAUUUCGGUGUGUCAGCGCAGAUAACCGCCACGAUCAACAAGCGAAAAAGCUUUAUCGUUGGUUUUGUAAAACAACCACAUCCUUACAGAGCCACUCUGCCAUUAACCGAUACCAAAGAUUUGCUUAGCACCGAGUGCCACUGCGCGCGCAAUAGCGGAAAUGGCAAUGGCAAUGGAGGUGGCAGCAGCAUCGGCGCCAACGACGCCCCUGCGCCAUCAGCCCCCGACGAUGUCAGCAGCUCCUCCACAACCUCUGCGACGGCCACAUCAGCAGCAACAGCAGCAACCACAAGCGUCAAUGGCGGCAGUGGUGCUGGCGGUUUGGGUCAUUCGAUGUCCGCCUACUUGGGACUGGGUAUUGGCUUUUCCAAUUUGCGCACGACUUCGGUUGAUGCUGUGACCAAUAAUGCCAACCACGACAGCGGCACUCGCUAUCAGCAACAGCAUACACACGUACACCAACAGCAGCAGCAGCAGCAGCAACAACAGCAGCCACGUUAUCACCAACAUCAUCAUCAUCAUUACAUGCACUACACCAACAACAGUAACAAUAGCAGCAACAACAAUAGUAACAGGAACAACAAAGGCGGACAUGGCGGCAGCAAUAUGCAUUCGCGCUCAUCCAGCGCCACCGGCCUUGCGGCAACCCCCUCCAGCUUUUCCUACGAUGCCACAAUGGCGACGACAACAACUCUCAACGGGCAAUUGCCGCACACAUCGUUGUCCUCGUCGUCGUACAAUCCGUUAGAUAGUUUCAGUUGCGAUAGCGAUGGUGGUGCUGGUGCUGGCGGCGGUGACUUAGUUGGUAGUGUUAGUAGUACUAAUGGUGGCGGUGGCGUUGGCGAAGGUGGUUUAGUUUGUGGUGUGUUAGGUGUUGAUAGGAACGGCGGUAGUGGUGUUGGUGGUGCUGUUGGUUUUGUUGGUGUUGGUAGUAGUGUCGGCGGCCUUGUCGCUUCCCCAUCGCCCUCGUCAUCCACGUCCGCGUUUGCUCGUGAUGUGCUCAUGCAUUCCUCUGCUUCUACAUCGCAUUUGUUCACAAAUUUGCUGCGUAAUAAUGGCGCCAAUUAUUUUAAUAGCAACACUUCAGCGACCGAUUCGACAACGACUAUUGGCGCAGCUGCAGCAACGGCGACGUCAGCGUCCGCAUCCGCAUCGGCUUCGGCUGCUUCGGCGGGCUCGACCUCGGCCUCGGCCUCUGGCGAAUGCACGCCUACAUCGGCGCAGGCGACUGGCGGAGGCAUUGACAACAAUUGUGAUUAUAGGCAUGAAAGUAUUCAGAACGGUUUAGAGGACUCGCCACGUCGCCAUAGCUCAAUGGACCAGCUGAUUGGCUUGCUAAAUGACAUGGGCAAAUCGUCGAGAACACGCAGCCUCAGCGAUGGAGGCACGCAAGAGGACGAAAUGGAGAAAGAAGCCCAACCGGAUCUGCUCAACAAUACGCCCCCCGUGCCUCCCAAACGUUCACAUCGUCGCCGCCACACCCCGCCACGCCCCAUCUCCAACGGUCUGCCCCCCACGCCCAAGGUGCAUAUGGGCGCCUGUUUCUCAAAGAUCUUCAACGGCUGCCCGCUGCGCAUACACUGCACCGCCUCGUGGAUCCACCCCGAAACGCGCGACCAACACCUGCUCAUCGGCGCCGAUGAAGGCAUAUUCAAUCUGAAUAUGAACGAGCUGCACGAUGCGGUAAUAGAUCAGCUCUUUCCGCGUCGCACCACCUGGCUGUAUGUGAUCAAGGACGUGCUAAUGAGUCUAUCAGGCAAAUCCUGUCAGUUGUAUAGGCACGAUCUGAUCGCGCUACAUUCCAAGCAGACCCAUCGUUUCUCGCUGCACAUGAACAAAAUUCCCGAAAGACUAGUACCGCGCAAGUUCGCGCUCACCACCAAAGUUCCCGACACCAAAGGCUGCACCCAGUGCUGCGUCACGCGCAAUCCCUACAACGGCUACAAAUACUUGUGCGGCGCCACGCCCAGCGGCAUCUUCCUUAUGCAGUGGUACGAUCCGCUGAACAAAUUCAUGCUGCUCAAGCAAUGCGAAUGGCCGGCAACGAGCAUACUGGGCGGCGGGCAUGGCUGCGUGCUGAAUGGCCACACACCCGUCUUCGAGAUGAUCAUCACGCCGGAACUGGAGUAUCCGAUCGUGUGCACGGGCGUGCGAAAAGCACUCAAUGGCUGUCUCAAGCUAGAACUGAUCAAUAUGAAUAGCGCUAGUUGGUUCCAUUCGGACGAUUUGGAUUUCGAUGCUAUGGCAACAAUGGUGCCGCGGCGUGAUCUGUUGAAAGUGGUGAAAGUACAUCAGGUAGAAAAGGAUGCGAUACUUGUCUGCUAUGGCAACAUCAUACAAGUCGUCACGCUGCAGGGCAAUCCGAAGCAGCACAAGAAAAUGGUCUCGCAACUCAAUUUCGAUUUCAGUGUGGAUAGCAUAGUUUGUCUACCGGACAGCGUACUAGCAUUCCAUAAGCACGGCAUGCAGGGCAAGUCGUUGCGCAAUGGCGAAAUAACGCAGGAAAUCAAGGAUAUGAGUCGCACAUAUCGACUGCUCGGCUGUGAUAAAGUCGUCGCUUUGGAGAGUCAAUUGCUGCGCACCGGCUCACUGGGCAGCGAGGAGGGGCAUGAUCUUUACAUUCUAGCCGGCCAUGAAGCCAGUUAUUAAUUAACUAAAUAGAUAAAUAAUUAUAGUUGUAGUUGUGGGAAAUGCAAUUAACUACAAAUGUAAAGAAAGUAAAAACUAAUCAUUCUGCUUACUGCAUACAAAAUGAAAAAAAAGGCUUAUACACAAUGCAUAAAAAGCCAAUUGGCAUGCGAAAUUAAGUAAAAUGAAUGUAGGUAUACACAUGCAUGUGUAUAUAUUAUUGAAAAUUAAAGUAUGUAUGUAAUUGUACGAUAGCAUUUAAAUUAUAAAGGAUAACUUUCUAAAUUUUUUGUAUAACAUCAAACGAUUUAUAAGCAUUUUCUAGCGUCAUUUUCGUUGUAAACUGCAUACAACUUUUAAGGCGAGCGCAAGCUGGCGAUUUUGAAAUUUUUUUUUAGAAAUUGUAAGAUCCUACGCUGCACUAAAGCCAAAGCAUUUUGAGAUUAAAUGCAAGCAGGACAGCAAUGAAUUUUGUUGGCAUGCAUUUCUUAUUGUACAGUAUAGUGUGUGCGUCACCAAAUCAAGUGAAUGCCGUUAAAAGAUAAAAAUACAAAAACAAAAAACUUUCUUAACUAAGGAAAAUUGUAAAUGUUAUGCUGCGAUCGCUUAGUAACUUUAAAAUUUUGAGAAUAAGUUUUAGUUGUACGGCAUUUCUUAGCUGCUACGAAUGUAUUCUCUGCUCAGUCAAUACUAUGUUAUUGCAUACAUACAUACACAUAGAUAAUUAUAUACUUAAUUUAAGAGAGUAUUUUGAAAAUUUUCACGGUAUUUGAAUACAAAGUACGUAUUAAAAUGAGAAAGGCACAGCAUUAAAUAAACAGCAGCAAAGUGAUUGAAAUUUUAUGAGAUAUGUCUGUAUAUUCUUAAACAUAAAUACAAAAUAAUAAUAAUAAUAAUAGUCAACGCGAAAAAUUAGGUUUUAAAGUUAAAAACUCGAAAACACAUUGUUUGCAAAUUUUAGCAAUAAAACAAAGAAAAAAAUACAAAAUUAGAAUAUCAAGUAUUGAUCGCUAUUUUUAUGAACACAAGCACCUAGAAAUAUAAAAUAAACACACAAACGCAACCAGAAAAUAUUAUUAAAUGGUAUUUUAGCUAGAGCUGUGCGACCAGUCGUCAUCCGAAACAUUUUAAAUUCAUAAUACAUUUAUUAUUCACACUGCGAAUCAAUAGUUUCUAAAUCGAUUACGAAAAUUAUGAGCAACACCCCAGUUUUCUGAGCACAUGACUAGAAUAAUUUGCAAAAUUCCAUUCAAUACACGAAAUUGCAAAAAAAAAAAAAAUUUAAAUUAUACCCUAGCUGUUUGUUGGAUAAAGUAGUUUAUUGGAUUUUAGAUUAAAUAGAUUUAUAAAUGUGAAUGUUAAACAUAAGAAAAUAUAUUUUUAAUAUAUCUACGUAAGACGUGCACACUACAUUGUGAAUCCACAAAUGACGUAUUAAAACACACGGUAGUUGAAGGAUUGUGCGAUUAGAUCAGCAGAAAGGAAUUUUAGCCGCUGCGGAAGUGAUCGAUUGCAACAGGUUGCGUCGCGAUCAAAUGCUAGUCACCUCAGCAUAUGCUAAUGAUUGCAACUGCUUGAAAGUUUAAGGUUUUAUAUUUUUCUAAUAUCAUUCAAGUUCUUCAAAUAUUUAUUGCGUAUUUUUUAUGUAUGGCCAUGGGUACGAAGCCAAUAACACAUAUUUUUAAAAGCCUUUUUUUUGUUUCUAUUUUCAAGGAAUGCUUCGUGAAAGCUCUAAUUAAUAAUCGCACAAUCUUGAAAUAGCAAUUAUACCAAACGAACAAAGAAACUCCACUUCUAACCUCCUACACUCCCAUUCGAACAACAAAUUAAAAAAUUUAUUAAAAACGAUUGAUUGAUAACUAUGUAAGUGUGUAUUAUAUAAGUAAGAAUCUAAUAUGCAUACAGUGUGGAAAAAAUAAAUAGGUUGGCUACAUUUUAAUA
Messenger RNA from Rhagoletis pomonella (apple maggot), 6633 nucleotides. RefSeq names its product mitogen-activated protein kinase kinase kinase kinase 5 (gene hppy). The transcript is spliced from 10 exons. Bases 1579 to 4713 code for a protein of 1044 amino acids. Gene Ontology annotation, molecular function: ATP binding; MAP kinase kinase kinase kinase activity. Lineage: Eukaryota; Metazoa; Arthropoda; Insecta; Diptera; Tephritidae. Gene Ontology annotation, biological process: protein phosphorylation. The record is from RefSeq and is a predicted model, not a curated record.